Miscanthus lutarioriparius is the source of this 2442-nucleotide messenger RNA. Lineage: Eukaryota; Viridiplantae; Streptophyta; Magnoliopsida; Poales; Poaceae. The record is from the annotation of a GenBank genome assembly.
AUGGAGAAUCCAGUUGGUAGAAAAGUUGUAGCGUCGCUAGCUGCAGUAGUUGCGACGCUACUGAUGAUGAUGCUCCCGUCACUCGGUGGCGCGGCGGCACCAGCUGUGGCAGCCACCGGCACCGGGGAAGGGGCGCCUGGGAGGAGCAACGACUGCACCAGGAGCUGCGGCAACAUCAGCAUCCCAUACCCGUUCGGCAUCGAGCCCGGCUGCUACCACACCUCCUGGUUCAACCUCACCUGCAACCACUCCUACCAGCCGGCGAAGCUGUUCCUCGGCGACGGCACCGUGCAGGUGCUGGAGAUCUCCGUCCCCAACGGCACGGUACGCAUCAACAGCACCCGCUUGCUGUACACGGUCGACGUGGGGGUGAGCACCGCGAGCGGGACGUGGGGCAAGGGCCUCCCACGCGGCGGGCCAUUCUUCCUGUCGGAGUCGAGGAGUAGCGUGGCGUUGGUCGGCUGCGGUGCGCAGGUGGAGAUCCGAGGGGGAGACGACAACAGCCUGGUCGCGUCUUGCGCCGCUGUCUGCCCGCUCGACGGCGGCGGGAGGAUAGUGGUCGACACCAGCAGUGCCUGCGCAGGCGUCGGCUGCUGCCAGGCCAACAUCGUCCUGGGCUACGAUUUCUACAGCAUCCAGAUCCACAAGCUCAACGGGUCGGUCUAUGCUCUUCCAGCCUCUGUGUACUUCGUUGACCAGGGUUUCAGACAUACCGAGGACAUGAGUGCAGUUUACGGCCACUUCCCUGAGUCGCUCCCGGCCACGCUAGGGUGGGUGACCAGUAACUACACGUGCGCCUCUCCGUAUAGAAACCUUAACCCUUACGACAGCCCCAGCUCUAGCGAAUGCUUCGUCGGCAACUACAGUGUUUGCGUAGAAGGACCUUACAAUGUUGCUGAUCGUGGGAGUCGGUGCGGCUGCGAGGUUGGUUAUCAAGGCAACCCUUACUUCCCAGAUGGAUGCCAAGAUAUCGACGAAUGUACUUCUCCGGACAUCUACCCAUGUUAUGGCGACUGCAAGAAUAUCCCAGGGGAUUUUAUUUGCCUCUGCCCUCAUGGCUAUUAUGGAAAUGCUUCUGUUCCAAAUGGAUGCCAAGACAUAAAUGAGUGUCAGGACCCGGAAGCCCACUCCUGCUACGGCAUCUGCUUGAACUUACCAGGAACUUUCCAGUGCCAAUGUCCUAGUGGAACCUAUGGAAAUUCUUCCCAAAAAUGGGGAUGUGUUACAAUCAAGAACACAAUCGCAGCAUCUGGUUUAAGCAUCGGGCUAGGAGUAUCUGGUGGCACAAUUCUUUUGCUUCUAGCAUUUGGUAGUCCUUUCAUAAUUCGAAAAGUCAAGGAGAGAAAACAUAAGAACAUGAAAGAGAAAUAUUUCAAGCAGAAUCAUGGUUUACUAUUGCAGCAAUUGAUAUCGCAUAAUGCAGACAUUGGUGAAAGGAUGAUAGUUACAUUAAGAGAGCUAGAGAAGGCUACAGACAAUUUUGAUAGAUCUCGCAUAGUUGGUGGUGGAGGGCAUGGUGUUGUGUUCAAAGGAAUUCUAAAUUUGUAUGUCGUGGCAGUGAAGAGAUCAAAGAUUGUAGUGCAAAGAGAAAUCAACGAAUUCAUAAAUGAAGUUGCAGUUCUUUCUCAAGUGAACCAUAGAAAUGUAGUGAAGCUCUUAGGAUGUUGUCUUGAGACGGAGGUUCCACUUCUUGUUUAUGAGUUCAUUUCAAAUGGAACACUAUAUCAUCAUCUUCAUGUUGAAGGACCAGUAUCACUAAGAUGGAAUGAUCGGGCAAGGAUUGCGCUAGAAGUUGCUAAAGCAUUGUCCUAUUUACAUUCAGCUACCUCAAAGCCAAUAUUUCAUAGAGAUAUUAAGUCCUCCAAUAUACUUCUUGAUGAGACUUUAACUUCAAAGGUAUCAGACUUUGGAGCUUCAAGAUACAUCCCAAUUGAUCAAACAGGGGUAACCACAGCGAUUCAAGGUACAAUGGGUUAUUUAGAUCCGAUGUACUAUUACACAGGCAGACUAACAGACAAGAGUGAUGUCUUUAGCUAUGGUGUGCUUCUCAUAGAAUUGCUUACUAGAAAGAAACCGUUUGCCUACCGAUCUGAUGGUGGUGAUGGUAUUGUUUCAUAUUUCGUCUCACUACUCACAAAAGGCAAACUGUUGGACAUAAUAGAUCCUCAGGUCAUUGAGGAAGAAGAUGGAGAAAUCCAAGAAGUAGCUGCACUAGCGGCAAUGUGUACUAAGCUGAAGGGAGAAGAUCGGCCGACAAUGAGAGAAGUAGAGAUGACACUUGAGAAUCUACUAGUUAAGAAGAAACAUGUUCCCUGCGAUACAACAUUAAGAAUACAUGGUGAUAAGGAAACUAUGGCUCAUUGGAUGUCAAAUGAACAAGUUUCUACUGAAACUAGCAGACAAUACACUAUAGAAGAGGAAACGCUAUUGUCUGCGAGGUAG